GGGGCCCUCAGCAGCCAGCUCUAUCUGCUCUGCCAAUACUCGCUGGGCUGCGGCGUCUCCUGCAGCCUCGGCUACCUGCAGGAAGGCGCCCCCCAUCGCACCUGGAACCUCCUCCUGGCUGUCGGGCUGGCCGCGCUGCUGACCCACUACACCUGGCGCCUGGCCUGGCACGUCUCCACGAUGUACGAGCUGCACUGCAAGGAACGCUACUGUGGAGGGUGCCUCUUCCUCCUUGCCACGUGGCACGGCAUCCCCCGGCUGCUCUGCAAUGCUCUCCGGGUGACCUUUGGGGUGGCCGACUUGGCGGCGGUGGCUCUGAUCAACCGGGACUUCCUCUCGACCUCCGAGGCCAUCCGGUUCUGGACGCCGCUGACCAUCUGCUACACACUUCUGGUCAUCUACAUGCAGGAGGAGCAGCACCACAACCCCAACCAGCAGAUGGCUUUUCAGACUGCCUUUGUCCGGAUGGGUGGCCUUCUGGUCUUGCUGAUGACGGUGGGCCAGUGGAGGGACAUCGUGAAUAUCCUCAUCUCGCUGGUGGGGGAGAUCUGGUGCCUGACCCGGAGCGGAACCAUGCUGGAGGUGUGCAGAAAGCAGGAUGAGAGUCCCUCUGCAUCAACAUCCGGUCCUCCUCAAAGUCAGCGCCAAAAGCGCCCCUCCAGAUCUGUGGCAGCAGAGGCCAAAUCCUGAAAAAGAAGGGCCUAGAGACUGCGGACCAGGCAGCCCACGGACACAGCUCCUUCUGGGCUCUCCAGCGUUGGUGUCAAAUGGGUUCGUGGGUUCCCUCUCGGGCACAGUGGCACCACUGCCCCUUCAGCAAUUCCCACUCUGGUCUGCCUUCCUGGGACAGCAGAGAGGACAAAAUGGGCUGGGUCGGCAACCUUAAACUCAAAGAGCCACAAAGGUCCUAACCGGAAGCCCCCUGUUCAAUUCUGGAGCUGACUG
Messenger RNA from Thamnophis sirtalis, 945 nucleotides. NCBI's taxonomy places the organism in Eukaryota, Metazoa, Chordata, Lepidosauria, Squamata, Natricidae. The record is from RefSeq and is a predicted model, not a curated record.